AUGACCAAACGACCUCCCCGUGUCCCCUGUCCAGCGCCCUGUCGAUGCCCGAACUCGACCGCCCUCCCCAUCAGCGAGCAGCAGCGGGAGAAGAGCAGAAACCGGGAGAGAAAAUACUCCAACAGUCUGGAGCCGGAGCAGCGUCUCCCGUCAGAGCUCAUCUGUGUUUCAGGCUUUCCCAGCUCACAGAGAGAAGAUUCCAGAACAUCAAUGAUUCCUAUGACUUCAGAUUACUGCGGACAGAGACCUGUCUAA
This is a messenger RNA of Knipowitschia caucasica, 255 nucleotides long. The record is from the annotation of a GenBank genome assembly. NCBI's taxonomy places the organism in Eukaryota, Metazoa, Chordata, Actinopteri, Gobiiformes, Gobiidae.